Messenger RNA from Pestalotiopsis fici W106-1, 1167 nucleotides. RefSeq lists its product as uncharacterized. The coding region runs from base 1 to 1167 and encodes 388 amino acids. The record is from RefSeq and is a predicted model, not a curated record. The transcript is spliced from 2 exons. NCBI's taxonomy places the organism in Eukaryota, Fungi, Ascomycota, Sordariomycetes, Amphisphaeriales, Sporocadaceae. Gene Ontology annotation, molecular function: protein binding.
AUGGCAUCCAAUGACGAAUUAGACAUGUCGAUGGAGGUCGAACCCUCGCGAUGCGCAUUUCUGUACCAGCCCUCUGUCGCCACCAUUGACAUUGACAAGCGCGGUGAUCUGAUCUUGCUUGUCGGCAAGCACAAGUGCAAGAUCAAGGCCAAUGGAGAUCAUCAACACACGGAAGCAAUGGCCUUUCGCGUUUGCUCUAGGUCUCUGGCACGGUCGUCUCCAGUCAUGGAGGCAAUGCUUUUUGGCAAUUUCCGCGAGGCUACCCAGACAACUAUCGAACUCACUGAAGAUGAUCCCAAGGCCAUGCAGAUGCUGCUCCAUCGUGCACAUGGGAGUCUCAAAGAAAUCUAUGCGGACAUUGACAAAGAACGUCGCGAAGACUGUCCUGAGGGCAAAUUUGUGGAUGAUGUGUACUCAUUGGUCGUUCUUGCGAAUAAAUACCUAAUGACACAACAUUUCCGACCAUUCAUGGCACAAUGGUGUAAUUUGCUGAUGUCCUGGGAGGCAGAAGAGGAAUCCAGGGACACAUCCAUUUUUUAUGAGCGGCUUGAGAAGUCGAUGUGGAUUGCUAGCGAAUUCGGCCAUCUGGAACUGUACCAGACUAUGUUCCGUUACUUGACCUGGCAUCUUGAGCCCAACCAUCACCUAUUUCGCCAUGUUCUUGAGCCCGACGGCGUUGCAGACCACAUUCGCCUCGGUCGGUUGAACGACAUAAACAGCAUCUUAACGCCAACUCGCAAUGCGAUCAAUGCUCUAAUGAACGAUGCUGAUCCCACUGGUCUGUAUCUUUGCAAUCAGCCUGUGAGAGAGGAUCGACUAAAUUGCCAGGCGCACACAUUGGGCCACAUGAUUCGAAACUUGACCGUGAAUUUCCUAUGGCCGCUGCCCAAUGCAGAAGAUAUCACCGAGACGGCUCAGGAGCUCGUUGUAGACUUUCAAAACACGCUAUGGCAAGAUCACACAUCUCUUCAUGAGAAUUGCACCACAAAAACUGCAAUAGGGACCCAAACAGACAACACUCUGGAGAGGAGUGGAGAGUACGACUCUAUACCAUUGGCAAUACUUCAGUCCAUGUAUUCAACAGCCGAGGGUCUCAAUGCAUUCGAAUUUGAAAGCAUGUUUUCGAAUGCAAUGGCCAAUGUGGUUCACGAUGAUGAGGCCCUGUAG